GUUAGAUGACCAAAGUACUUAGUAAAACUGCCAGGAAACUGAAAAAAAUCCAGGGUACUGUGAAACUUGUGGCAAAGGGGUCCUGGGUGAAAAGACGGUAUUUAGGAAAUAAAAGAUAAGAGGAGCACUGCAUGAUAUUAUCUAAACAAGCUUCCAAUCUACUACACAGGUCCUGGGUAAUCGUUUUGACGCUGGAGUUUGCUACCAGCAUGUGGAGGAUAACGUGGUGCUUACUACUACUGGCCACUACUUGCUGGCAGAGAGGCUACACCAAAGAGGGUGAGAAUCCCCCCAGCCCCGGACAUGUGUCUGUGGUCAUUGUGGGUGGCACAGGAGACCUGGCCAAAAAAUAUCUUUGGCAAGGAUUUUUCCAUCUUUAUUCCACUCAGGUCGGCAAAGGCUACACCUUCUCAUUCUAUGGAGGGGGGCUUUCUCCAGACGAUAAGGGGACUGCGCUGCUCUUUGAAAUCCUGAAGGAGCUGAAGUGCCCAUCAGAGCUCACUGCAGAGCGCUGUGCACUGGUUAAAGAGCAGUUCCUGCGACUUUCGCAGUACCUCCAGCUCAAGACUGUGGAGGACUAUGAGAAGCUCAGUCAGCAGAUCCAGCAGCAGUUGAAGCAGGAGGGCAUGGUAGAGGCCGGUAGGCUGUUUUACAUGUCUGUCCCUGCCUUCGCCUACGCAGACAUCGCAGCGAAGAUCAACAGCACCUGUCGGCCUCCUGCUGGCACAUGGCUCAGGGUUGUCCUGGAGAAGCCGUUUGGCCAUGAUUUUGGAAGCGCCCAGCUUCUCGCCACACAACUGGCCAGUUUUCUUAAAGAGGAGGAGAUGUUCAGGAUUGAUCAUUACUUGGGGAAAGAGGUUGUCUCCCAGAUUCUGGCCUUCAGAAAAAAGAAUAAUAAUCUUUUAGAGCCGAUUUGGAACAAGCACCACAUUGAGAGAAUAGAGAUUGUGCUGAAGGAAACACUAGACUGCAAAGGCCGGAUUCAGUUUUAUGACCAGUACGGGGUCAUCAGAGACGUGCUCCAGAAUCACCUUACGGAAGUCCUGACCCUUUUAAUGAUGAGCGUACCUGCUAAUCUUUCCAGCAGUGAAGAAGUCCUAAAGAACAAGCUACAGGUUUUCAGCACCCUUGAGCAUCUUGAGAGUAAAAGUGUGGUUAUAGGUCAAUACCAGAGCUACACUGAAGAGGUUCAGGAGGAGCUUAAUAAAACAAAGGAUUAUUUCAGCCUAACCCCUACUUUUGCUGGUGUCGUCAUUUUUGCUGACAGUCCCCAGUAUGAUGGCAUUCCCAUAUUUAUGACCUCAGGUAAGAUGCUUGACGAACGGGUUGGGUACGCUCGGAUUCUUUUCAAAAACGACAUAUUUUGCGUUCAGGACUACGACAAUGUGAACUGCAGGCCCAGACAAAUUGUGUUCUAUCUGGGUCAUGGAGCCCUGGAAUAUCCAGCAAUUCUCGUCAGCAAAAAUUUGUUCAAGCCGUCUCUGGUGAACAGUGGUUGGAAAGAAGUUACUGAGCAUAAAGAUGUGAAUGUGCUGGGGUUACCGCUCUCCGACUAUUAUAUCCAGACCCCAGUUGUGCCCAAAGAGGCUUAUUAUGAGCUAAUUUCUAAAAUCUUCCAUGGACGUAAGGACAGCUUUAUCAGUACUGAGAACCUCCUGGCCUCAUGGGCUUUCUGGACACCACUGUUGGACAGCCUGGUUAGGGCCUAUCCUCGGCCAUAUCCGGGUAGUGUCGCCAAUGGUGACCUGCUGAACUUCGAGCUGCGUGGUCGAGAGGCUGCUUUUGUUAACGAGGCGGUGGUGAAUGUGAUCCAGCAAGGCCAAGACGAGAACUUCCAGGUCAUGCAAGGGAAGUACCGUGGUGUUGACAUGGUGUCAGCCUGGGCAAAGGAGCUGGUGGAGCGCUUAGCCUCUGACCUACAAAGCGCGGCAGAAGAGGCCAUACGCGAUGAAGGUCAGUUCCAUCUGGCAUUGUCAGGUGGAUCUAGUCCUAUUGCACUGUUUCUUCAGCUGGCUCUGCACCAGUAUACCUUCCCAUGGAGUCACACUCAUGUGUGGCUAGCGGAUGAGCGCUGUGUGCCGCCCACUGAGGCGGGCUCCAACUUCCGCACCAUUCAUGAUCAGCUGCUUCAGCAUGUACGCAUUCCAUACUUCAACAUUCACCCCAUGCCAGUGCUGCUCAACCAACGCUUAUGCGUUGAGGAAGAUGGAGGAGCUAUCCUCUAUGAGAAUGAGAUCAACCAGCUAGUCAACGCUUCCAGCUUCCACUAUAUACUGCUUGGUGUAGGUGAGGACGGCCACACUGCCUCACUGUUUCAAGAUAGUAAGCUUGACGAGAGCGGGGAAAGGCUUGUAACCCUUACAGAAAGUCCCAGCAAACCCCACCAACGAAUGAGCCUUACAUUCACUGCCAUCAACAAAGCUCGCAAGGUGGGGGUUCUAUUAAUGGGCAAGAGAAAGCAUGAGCUUGUCACUCAACUCAGCCGAAUUAAAGGCGAAUCAGCCAAGUAUCCAAUCACAAAAGUCCAACCAACGAAUGGCAAUCUAAUCUGGUAUUUAGACUAUGAUGCACUUUUAGGGUAAUAAUCAGUUUAAAAUGUAAGAGAUCUAAGAACUCUUGCACUCUUAUGUAUUCUAACCAGAGUUCAAUUCAAAACAUAGCUGUUGGAACAAAACCUUGUAUCUCCAUUUUUGUCACAUAAUUUGAAAAUGCCAGCUGCCCUGUGUUAAAGUUCCACAAUGAAAUAAAUGCAGCAAUGAAAUGAGAAAAAAAAAUGAUCUUCCAUCCAAAGUUAAGAUUUUUCCUUCCCCUGUGAAGUUAGUUUUGGAGAUAUAAGGUUUUGUUGCAACAGCGACAACAUGCUGUAUGAAAACCACAGAGGCGUUAUGCCUACAGGAUUGCUGGAAUUAAUUGAGUACUUCAAAUCUGAAAUUGUUUGCAUAGUUGUGAAUGUUUUUGUAUGAGGAAGAGUUAAAUUUUUUAAAUGUUGCACUUAAUUGUAUGUGGUCUUAUUGCUUUUGGAUGACUGUACAGUGUGUCCUGUAUUUGGAUAAUACAGGACAGACUGUGUGAUGCAGCAAAUCAUACUGGGUCUCACAGUCUGCAAACUCAGAAACCCUAGUAAACAGUGAUUUCAGGGGUGCUCUGAUGUAAUUGUUUUAGUAAUACUGUGCUAAUUAUAAAAGGACUUUAUUGGCUCCUCAUAAUUAUGAUGUAGGUGCAUAUAUUGGAGCGUAAGUAUAAUUCUAACUAUCCAAUAAAGAUCAUGAUAAUUAUAGUUAUGAUUGAUAUCAAUAUGAGUAGCUAAUUCCAAAACCAACUAGUUUGACGUUUAAUUGGGGACAUUAGCCAGAGCACAUUAUUAAUUUGCAAUGGUUUAGUAGAACUGUAGUAAGGACCACUGGGAAUUAUCUUUCAGAUGAUUUAUAAAUACGUUUCUGCCCGUGAUAGAGAUCAGGAAUGAUUUUUCUGUUUAACCCCUGGAUAUUAGAUGCAUUACAUACAUUUUUUAGCGUUUGGAUGCAAGGGGAAAUAAUUGUUGGACACUGUGAAUAUAAAUAUUGAAAUUAAGUGAACUGAAUGGUUAAUUCUUUCCUGCACUUUCUCUAAUUAAUCAUAUUUAAACAUAUAUAAACCAAACUUAUCUCCAAACUUAUGAAGCUGUUUUGAUCAGUUCAGUGUGUAACUAGCUUCUGGACUUAAUCAGAGAAAAAUAAAACCUCAUUAGUGUUACAAACCUAAAGUUUCAAAUAAUUGCAUCUUCAGCAUUACAGGAACACCGUGUGCACAAAGCUUAUCAGUGUAGGAGUGCAGAUUUGUCAGUAAAGUCAAAGUAAAGAAGAGAUGAACCUGAUCUUAAAUCAGCUACUCUGAGACUAUUCAUGAAUACGGACCCAGACCUGUUAACUUGUGCCCAUAGCCUCUAGAAAGACUUGCUUUCCAAAUGCAGAUUAAAAGUCAGUUCUGCUUUUAUACUUUUACUGUAUAUAUUCAACCGUAUUGUUUUAAUAAUAUUAGGACAGGCUAUACAUUUCAGGCUUUUACCACUUCUGUCAUUUCCCUGCUAUAACACCACCGAGAUAAUUGUGUGGGAUGUGCUGGUUAUACCUGUCACAAAGUGUGCACAUAAAUGCCUUAUGAUCUCAUCACGUUAGGAGGCAAAACAAUAACCCAUAAUAUUAAACUUUCAAGAGAAAACUGAAAAUCUGUUUGGAAGGCUAGCUCUUAAAGCUGCAAUCCCAAUCAGUAAUUACUUCAAGUUUACUGAAGGUGCACAUAUAAAUAUAUACAAUACUAGUUAAAAGUUUGGACACACCUAUUGGAAUGUACAUUUGUUAUAAUCAUAAACGCAUUUUGAUCUAAGUGAUUAUGCUCAAAUACAAAUAGUGAAGUCGAUGCCUAUGCAUUAGGGCUGGGCAAUAUGACAAUAUAUGUUGUCAUCAAUACUACUUUCUAAAAGCAUUCAAAGAAGACAGAAGAUAGUUUGAUUUGUUUAAAGCUUUUUGGUCACUGCAUAAUUCCAUAUGUGUAAUUUCAUAGUUUUGAUGUCUUCAAAAUUGUUCUAAAGAUGUGGAAAAUAGUAGAAUUGAGGAAAACCCCUCUAUAAGUAGGUGUGUCCAAACCUUUGACUAGGACUGUCUAUAGUUCUCAUAACCAAAAACUGGCUUUCCAAUUGCAUGAUUCCUGACCGGGCUUUGAAGUUUCCAAACAUGCACACAAUGCAACACACCGAGCCAGCGCAAGCAACUCAUACCUCAGAAAGAAGUGCCUUAUUGUUAUUAUCUGUGUACCAUCUGUGAAUCAUGGUCCAAAUAACAGCACAAAUGCCUUAUAUUUACUCAAAGAGAAAUUCCUCAGCUCAUUCUAAAUUCUUACAAACAUUCACUGAAAAUACACUAGUGACCAUGUCCGAAAAAAGAUCUGAUCUAUUAUCACAAAUUUUCCAAAAAUUAUCAGUUGCUUUUUGGAAACAAAAGAGUUUGGUGUAGUAUGUAACACUGUUAAAGUUUCAAAAUGUACCAUUCAGUCCCCAGCCCAUACAGUCUGAAUUCAUUGUUUUUGUGAUGUCAUGAAAACCAAUAUGUGUGUAUGCCUAGUCCUUCAGAAUACAGCAGUUUAAACACGGCAGUCUAAAAGGCAUAGUAACAGCCUUAAUUCUAAGAGAUGAAGAGAGUUUGGUCAGUUAAAAGUGAAUUAGAAGUUGUAUUAGUGACUACAUAAAUCUACACAAAUGUCUUAAGUCAACCUCAGGGAACAAAAUUAAAAUCAAGAGAAAUGUUGGAUAUGCACGCUUCAGUCUCGGAUGUAUCAUGAUGUGUAUUUUUAAAUAUUAUAGUGUUAUUCAUUUGUCAGCGAUGUGUGGUCCCUUUUCUCAGGUACAGUCACUUUUCUGACACCAUUGGCAAAUGGGGCACUGGGGUAGAAUUUACUCUUGAUUGAACAUAGCUUAAGUAGACAACAUACUGUAUACAGUACUGUAAAGGUAAAACAAUAUUGUCUCAGCAGUUUCCAUUUUUAUAUCAGUUUUGAGAUUCUGUAGUAAAGAAUGUCUAAAUGUUUUGGUUCAGAUGAUACAUGAACUGGUAUUCUGUACAUUGCCAGUGUAUUUGAUUUUACUGCCUUCUGUAUAUUUGGCUUAUUUGAUUUUGAAUGGCUAAUUGUAUUUCAUGGGUUCCAGUUUUCUUUUCUUUAUCAUCAUAUGUGAAAUGUGAUACACAUUCCUUCACUGUAUGCUGCUCAUGGAACAGAGAGCAUUUGAGUUAUGACCAACAACAUAUCUGAGUUUUAUCAAAGAGCGAAAUAAAGUUUUCAUAUGAAUGAGUGAAA
This is a messenger RNA of Colossoma macropomum (tambaqui), 5826 nucleotides long. It is a transcript of the gene h6pd, whose product is annotated as hexose-6-phosphate dehydrogenase (glucose 1-dehydrogenase). NCBI's taxonomy places the organism in Eukaryota, Metazoa, Chordata, Actinopteri, Characiformes, Serrasalmidae. The transcript has 6 exons. Gene Ontology annotation, cellular component: endoplasmic reticulum. Gene Ontology annotation, molecular function: NADP binding; 6-phosphogluconolactonase activity; glucose-6-phosphate dehydrogenase activity. Bases 132 to 2582 code for a protein of 816 amino acids. The record is from RefSeq and is a predicted model, not a curated record. Gene Ontology annotation, biological process: pentose-phosphate shunt; glucose metabolic process; pentose-phosphate shunt, oxidative branch.